Molecule: messenger RNA, 883 nt
Organism: Planococcus citri (citrus mealybug)
Lineage: Eukaryota; Metazoa; Arthropoda; Insecta; Hemiptera; Pseudococcidae
Exons: 4
Coding region: 179-691 (170 amino acids)
Source: RefSeq, a predicted model, not a curated record
AUUAUUCGUCGGCGAAAGCUAAACUGCCCCGUCUCGUGAGGUACAACACCUUUCGAAGAGGGGUUUUGACAACCCUUUAUAUAAAACAGUAAAGUUACACUUUCCGUUCACAGAUACCUACAUUCGCUAUCUUACACAAUCCGUUUCAUCUGAACUUUUGUCUCAGGGUGUUUUCGUCAUGAAUGGAAUAAUCGCUAUUAGAUUUUUAAACGCUUUAAUUAUUUUUUUGGUUUUAAAUUUGUAUUUAGCCAAAUCAACAAAUGGUGAACCAGAUCCAUAUUCGGAUUCUAAUGAAGCAUCUAAAAGACGACAAAUUGUGCAAAUUACAGGACUGAUGCCAUUUCCUAGAACUGGUAGAGCUAAUCAAAAGACUUGGAAAUCACGUAUAUUAGAACAAAUAAAACGAAGAGAAGGAUUAAUUCCCUUCCCAAGAGUUGGUCGAUCGGGAAAUCCGAUUAGAGUGAAGUUACCAGGAGAAAUGCUGUUAGCUGGUCUAAAUUCUAGAUAUGCAAAGGAUUUUCAACACACAAAUCCAGAUUUUGAAGAUCGAUGGAUCGCGACAAUUUUAAAAGAAUUAAAUGAAGAUGUUGGAAUAGUUUCAAAAUUCAACCAGAACAGCAUUGACGACGAAAUGCCAGAUUUCGAUAAUGCUAGAAAGGAAAAUUUAUUAAUGCAACGUAUGAAUAAUUAAGAAUAUAGACCUUAUUCUUUUGUUACCGUAGCCACUUCUUCAUUAUACCUACCAUUUUUCCAUAAUAAUUUCAUCGUGUAAAAUUGCCUGUAAUCUUCUAAAAUUUAUUCAGUUUCAUUUUAAAAAUGUAUUUAUACUUCCUACCUACACUUGUUUUUUUUUUAAUACAAUAAAAAUCAUACUUACAGAUUA